Messenger RNA from Mercurialis annua (annual mercury), 808 nucleotides. RefSeq names its product 60S ribosomal protein L24-like. The coding region runs from base 114 to 605 and encodes 163 amino acids. Gene Ontology annotation, biological process: cytoplasmic translation. Gene Ontology annotation, molecular function: structural constituent of ribosome; mRNA binding. Lineage: Eukaryota; Viridiplantae; Streptophyta; Magnoliopsida; Malpighiales; Euphorbiaceae. The record is from RefSeq and is a predicted model, not a curated record. The transcript has 5 exons. Gene Ontology annotation, cellular component: cytosolic large ribosomal subunit.
GUAAGCCCAUAAAUCAAAACGACAUUAUAUUGAAGGGUGGGUUAGGGUUUCUCUGAGCAUCAGCUGCAGCACCACCGGAGCGGCGACGCCAUUAUUGUCAUCAAACUUUGGUCAUGGUUCUCAAGACUGAGCUUUGCCGUUUUAGCGGUGCCAAGAUUUACCCUGGCAAGGGUAUCAGAUUUAUUCGAUCCGAUUCUCAGGUUUUCCUCUUUGCCAAUUCUAAAUGCAAGAGAUACUUCCACAAUCGUUUGAAGCCAUCGAAGCUUACCUGGACAGCCAUGUAUAGGAAGCAACACAAGAAGGACAUAGCGGCUGAGUCUGUUAAGAAGAAGCGCAGAACUGCCAAGAAGCCAUACUCAAGGUCUAUAGUUGGUACUACAUUGGAGAUCAUCCAGAAAAAGAGAGCUGAGAAGCCAGAGGUUCGAGAUGCUGCUCGUGAAGCUGCUUUGCGUGAGAUCAAGGAGAGAAUCAAGAAAACCAAGGAUGAAAAGAAGGCCAAGAAAGCUGAGGUGGCCUCUAAGACAAAGACCCAGGGCAAGGGUAAUAUGUCUAAAGGCGCUGCAUCAAAGGGUCCCAAGCUUGGCGGUGGUGGUGGAAAGCGAUAAUUUCAUAUAGCCUCGUAUUUUUAUGAACCGAAAGUUUUGUUUACUCCAUUUCAUGUAUGGUUACCUUUUUUUAAUGUUCUUGUACUCCAACCUUGUUUUACAAAUGUUUCCAAGAUUUAGUGUUUGAAUUUUAACUCUAUUUAUUUCAAAGGAUUUUGAAGGCAUUUGUUUUGGACAAAUAGCAUAAUCAUUCUUUUGCUUCA